AUGGCUAACUGGCCCGACAUCCCCUGCAAGCCCGCCGAGGGCACUUCCUACUUCACUCCGGCGCAAUCCCCUCCCGCCGGCACUGCUCGCAACCCUCAAUCGAAUGGAAAGCCGAUCCCCAAGCUCUUCAGCCCCCUCACCAUCCGCGGACAAACCUUCCAGAACCGCCUCGGCCUGGCGCCUAUGUGCCAAUACAGCGCCGAGGAUGGCCACAUGACCCCGUGGCAUUUCGCGCACUAUGGCGCCAUUGCGCAGCGCGGACCCGGCAUGAUGAUUAUCGAGGCAACGGGCGUGCUGCCCGAGGGACGCAUCACCCCUGGCUGUGUUGGCCUGUGGAAGGACUCGCACAUUGGUCCGCUCCGGCAGGUGGUUGAAUUCGCACACAGCCAGGGGCAGAAGAUCGGUGUUCAGUUGGCCCACGCUGGUCGAAAGGCUUCGACGCUGGCCCCUUGGCUAGGCGGAGGAGUCGCAACCAACGCGGUUGGCGGAUGGGUCGAGGAUCUCAAAGCGCCGAGUUCCAUUCCCUUUGCCGACGGAGGCAUUGUGCCCAGUGAAAUGAGCGUCCAGGAUAUUCAGGACUUCAAGAAUGCCUGGGUUGCGGCCAUUGACCGCGCCUUGACCGCAGGUGUCGACUUCAUCGAAAUCCACGGUGCCCAUGGAUACCUCAUUUCCUCGUUCAUGAGCCCCUCCGCGAACCACCGCACCGAUCAAUACGGUGGCAGCUUUGAGAACCGCAUUCGCCUCGCCUUGGAGAUCGCGGAACUGACACGUGAGACCGUGGGCCCUAAGAUGCCCGUCUUCUUCCGCGUGUCCGCCACCGACUGGCUGGAGAAGAGCCUCCCCGACGAAAAAGGCUGGAAGAUCGAGGACACCGUGCAGUUGGCUCGCGCGUUGGCAGCCCAAGGCCAUGUGGAUCUGAUCGAUCUCAGCAGCGGUGGCAUCCACAGCGCGCAGAGAAUCACGUACGGCGCCGGGCCCGGAACUGCUUUCCAGGCGCCUUUCUCUGCGGCCGUGAAGGAGGCAGUCGGUGAUCGCUUGUUGGUUGCUGCGGUCGGAAUGAUUAACAAUGGGCAUCUCGCUCAGGAGCUGUUGCAAGACUAUAACUUGGACGUGGUGCUCGUCGGAAGAGCGUUCCAGCGGGAUACCGGCAUGGCGUGGCAUUUCGCCAAAGACCUCGACGUGGAAAUCUCCAUGGCGGCGCAAAUUCGAUGGGGAUUCACUAGUUCGCGCAACUCGUCGGAGUACAUUCUGCCGAACUCGAUGAAGGCGUCUAUUUUUGAGUAG
This is a messenger RNA of Aspergillus steynii IBT 23096, 1284 nucleotides long. RefSeq names its product NADH:flavin oxidoreductase/NADH oxidase. Gene Ontology annotation, cellular component: intracellular anatomical structure. The coding region runs from base 1 to 1284 and encodes 427 amino acids. Gene Ontology annotation, molecular function: FMN binding; NADP binding; NADPH dehydrogenase activity. The record is from RefSeq and is a predicted model, not a curated record. Lineage: Eukaryota; Fungi; Ascomycota; Eurotiomycetes; Eurotiales; Aspergillaceae. The transcript has a single exon.